Messenger RNA from Eurytemora carolleeae, 2126 nucleotides. RefSeq names its product protein C-ets-1. Lineage: Eukaryota; Metazoa; Arthropoda; Copepoda; Calanoida; Temoridae. The transcript has 2 exons. Gene Ontology annotation, biological process: cell differentiation; regulation of transcription by RNA polymerase II. The coding region runs from base 115 to 1461 and encodes 448 amino acids. Gene Ontology annotation, cellular component: nucleus. Gene Ontology annotation, molecular function: DNA-binding transcription factor activity, RNA polymerase II-specific; sequence-specific DNA binding. The record is from RefSeq and is a predicted model, not a curated record.
UGGAGCUCGAGGAGAGAACAUUCACGCGCGCAAACAGAGAGAUAGAGAGCAGCGCGCAGUUAGCGCACCGUGACCGGGAUGAAUAAUUUAUAAUUCUGUUGAAUUAAACCAAAAAUGGGGAGCCCUGAUAUUUCUUGGAGGAAUGAUUUAAGCUACAGAUUAGAGUCGAGUCCUGAAUUCUACGGUUUACCCCCUCUGACCAAGAAACCUGAGAUCUCCUGUGUAAAACAUGAACCUGGACUACCGGAGGAUAUCAGGGGGAUCCAGAAGGUUCCUAGUCUCAGUGACCUCUCAGAGACAGACAGUGGGAUUGACCAGGGAGGUCUUGGCAACUUCCAAACCUCUCCCUUCACUCCAAGUACAAAUAAGAACUUUGGAGAUGUGUUGAAGACGACCUAUGUAACCUGGGAUAAGGAUAGUGAGAGGUUAGGUAUACCUCGAGAUCCUAGGCUAUGGAGCCAGGAUCAUGUGUCUCAUUGGCUCUCCUGGGCUAUCAGAGAAUUCUCCUUACAAGGUCCACAUAUUGAUACAUUUGUAACAAGUCUAAGUAUGAGUGGUAGACAAGUUUGUUCAAUGUCUAAAGAAGAAUUUAUCUCCAGAGCUCCUCCGUUCAUGGGAGAUAUACUCUGGGCACACCUAGAGAUACUACAGAAGGAUGUGGAAAAGGAAAAUGCCAAGGUUGAGAAUGCUCCGACAAACUUCUCCGAACCCUACCAUGUACCUGAUCAGACCCACAGAACCUACACUCAGCUCAAUCCUAUCUCACCUUUGGGUCAACUUCCAACCUCAAACUCUUACUUAAACUCAAGGAUCGAUUACUCCCAGCCUAAUCCAACAGAUACUACUCAGUAUGGGAGUUAUCCUGCUCCUCAGGUCAAACCUCCUCCUCCUCCAAGGGUACCUGUUUACGGUCAGUAUGACGGGUAUGGAUACCCGCAUACAUACCAGCCAGAGCAUUGGGGUCAACAUGAUCUCUACCAGACUUCUUUACCUAUGCAUCAUCAUCCAGCCUUUCUCCAGAGAGAGGUUUCACCAUCUCCAGGCUCAGAUAACACUAGAUCUCUUCUACCAAACUCCAUUCUCACACAGUCCCCAGGAGGUCCUUGUUUUACAGGUUCAGGUCCAAUACAGUUAUGGCAGUUCCUCUUGGAACUCUUGACAGAUAAGACGUGUCAGAGCUUCAUAGCUUGGACAGGGGAUGGAUGGGAGUUUAAGAUGAUAGAUCCUGAUGAGGUAGCCAGAAGAUGGGGAAUCAGAAAGAAUAAACCAAAGAUGAACUAUGAGAAAUUAUCCCGAGGACUUCGAUAUUAUUAUGAUAAAAACAUUAUUCUAAAAACUGCCGGUAAACGGUAUGUUUACAGGUUUGUCUGUGAUAUCCAAGGACUCCUUGGUUACUCUGCUGAGGAAGUUCACGCUAUGGUUGAUUUUAAACCAGAAAAUCACAAGGAGGGUUGUGAGUAGGCGUGAAGAGUUUGAGAUUAUAACAAUCAAAACCAACCAGGGAUUCAAUAUAUUUCUAAGAUUUGGGACCUGAACCAAAUCCAAGCCUUAAAAUUUGCAUUUAUAAAAGAUCUUCUGUAUUGUACAUAUGUAAACAAUUCAAACACGUUAGUUUACAGGUCAAAUAACACGUGUCAUGUAUUUAAUUAUUUAUAAAAAGAUUCUUACUUAUUUUCCGUGUAUAAAAGCUUGCUCAAGUUAUAUUUUCUUACUUUUUACUUCAUGUUUACGUACCUGUCUUUUGUACUGCCAGCCAGUACGAUAGUUACGCCAGCGAAUUACUUGUAGUCAAAUAAAUUAAAAAAAGGUCAUCUGUCGAACAAAAAUACACAUUCGCUUUUUUGUUUUCCCCGCCAUAAGUAUAUUUGCCAGGUGCCAAAACAUCCAUUUUUUUAUUUUUUUUUUUUGACUGGAUUGAACCUUUCAAUCUUGCAGCUAACCAACCAAAUUUGUACAUACAUACAUACAUAUUUUGUUAAUCCUAGCGUUGCCAUGAAUGGGGUGUACAGUGUACUGUACACUGUACAUCCAGCAUCUCUAGUUUAGGUACUGUACAAUGUACAGUAUUAUAUUUUCUUAACUACUACGUUGAAAUACAUUUGUUGAUGAAUAAAGUUUUUGGUUUA